AUGUUAUCAUUAUUAAAUAAUUGUUAUCGUGGUCCAUCAUCAGUAUGUUUUCAUUGGAGAGAAAUUUGUGAUGGAAUCAAUGAUUGUUUAAAUGGAGAAGAUGAACAAUUAUGUGAAUUAUUAGAAAUAAAUCAAUGUAGUAAUAAUGAAUUUCGAUGUCAUUUUGGUGAACAAUGUAUUUCAUCAAAAUUUGUUGAUGAUGGAAAGAUGAGUACUGAUUAUCUCGAUGCUACAGAUGAAUUAAAUUCAAAAUUCUAUCAUAGAGAUGCAAUUGAUUAUCGAUGUCAUCAAAAUUCAAUAUUUCAGUGUGAAGAACUUACUGGAUCACGUUCUUUUACUUAUUUAUGUCCUCGAAUAAUGACUCUUGUCGGUACAGUUAAUCCUAUUUUAGGUGAACAACUUUGUAAUUAUUAUCGAAAUUCCCAAAUAUUGUUCAAAAUGUUUUAUUCAUUAGAUCAUAUCUUAAAUUUAUUUUGUCGAGAAGCAUUAUAUUAUUUAUUUGACAAGUUUUUCGAUCUUUACAUUCUAAAUAAACCUUUCUAUAUUAAUCAUUAUCAAUCUCUUAUGAAGAAUUGUUCAUCAGAAUGGCUUUUAUUACCUGAAUAUCCUGUUUUAUUUAAUUUCUUUCAAUUUGUUUAUUUAACAAAUCGAUCAUUUAAUAGAAUAGAAGAAUAUAUUACACCUGAUUUUAUUUGUUUUAAUGCAAGUCAAUGUUCGAAAUUAUUAUUUUGUUCAAUUGAUAUUGGAAUAGAUAAUGGAUUGAAUUGUUGUAAACGUGAAAAUUUAAUAAAUAAAACAUUAGAUUAUUGGAAUGAUUUGAAUAAUAUUUUUAAAGAUUUAAUUGAACAAUGUUCAAAAAUUGUUGAUGGUGAUAAUGAUUGUUAUUAUAAAGAAGAUGAACAAUUUUCUACUUGUCAAUUAAAUGAUUCAACUCGAUUUAUUUGUGCAUCAAAUUUUAAUAAAUGUUUAUCAAUGAUUGCUGUUAAUGAUGGAAAAUCUGAUUGUCAAAAUGGAGAAGAUGAAUGGCCUAAUAAUCGACGGAAUAUAUUAAUAAAUAAAGCACCACCAAUUGGAAUUUUUUGUGAUAAUGAAACCAAUUGUGAAUGGUGGCCAUGUAAUAAUAUAUAUAGUCGAUGUGAUAAUCAAUGGCAUUGUCUUAAUGGUUAUGAUGAACUUAAUUGUCCUCAAACAAAUUGUUCAUUAAAUGAACAUAAAUGUUAUUAUGGAGAUUAUCAAUAUUUAUGUAUACCAGUUGAUCAUCUAAUAGAAAAAUAUUCAAACUGUGAUGAAUCAUAUAUCAUUCGUAAAAUUUAUUUAAAUAAUCAAAUAUAUUAUAAUUCAAUGAAUUAUUUUUUAUGGAAUAAAACAAAAUGUAUUACUUCAGAACAAAUUUGUUUAAAUCAGUCAUUAUCAUAUAUGAAAGAUGAAGAUGUAUGUUUAAUAGAGACAAAAUUAGUACCUAUAUAUAAAAUGGUCAUUUCUUUAAUACAAUCAGAAGAUUAUUUCAUGUGUGAAAUGGAAAAUAACUUUUAUGAUAAAAGAAAUCGAAAAUUAUUUUUGAAAACAUCACGAUUGAAUUCUUUACCAUCAAUUUCUCCUGUUGUUUCUAUGAAAAAAUCUAAUCAAUUUUCAAAAACUAAACCUAUUACUACAAAGAUAUACAAAAAAACUUGGUAUUGUCAUCGAGGAAUUCCUCUUCUAUUCAAAAAUAAUAGUAUUAACAAAUGUUUGUGUCCUCCUACUUGUUUUGGUAAUCAAUGUCAAUGGCAAAAUCAACGUAUUAGUUUGACAAUUCAAUUUCUAUAUGCUAAUAUUACAAAUCCUAUAUCGAUAUUUCAAGUUAUUAUUAUGAUUAUUAAUGAAGAAGAAGAUAUUGAACCUUAUCAUGAACAAAUAAUAUAUGUACCUAAACGUGAUUGUACAACAAAGUUUAAUAUUUAUUUACUUUAUCCAAAUCGACCAAAAAAUAAUUUAUCAAAUUAUUCAAUACGUAUUGAUAUAUUUGAUAAAAUAACAUUAACAUAUUGGGUAAGUUGGCAUUUAUCAAUUCUAUUUCAAUUUUUACCUGUUAAUCGAAUAGCUACUCAAUUAUUUAUUCCAAGCAAUCAACAAUUAAAAUCUUGUUCAUUAUUUUGUGGAAAUCAUGGAAAAUGUAUUUCAUAUAUUAAUAAAAAAAUUUUAUAUUUUUGUCAAUGUGAUCAACGUUAUUCUGGUAAUCAAUGUCAUAUAAAACAUAACUGUUCUUGUUCAUCUGAUUCUUAUUGUCUUACUUCUUCGAUUUGUAUUUGUCCAAUAUAUAAAUUUGGUCAAAAUUGUUAUUUAAAACAUUCAAAUUGUCAAUUAUUAAAUAAAUCAUGUGAAAAUAAUGGAUUAUGUAUACCAAAUGAUGAUAGAAUUGCUAUUAAUAGUUUAACAUGUUUAUGUCAAGAAAAUUUUGUUGGAAAUAAAUGUGAAAAGAAUAUUCAAAGUAGAGUUGAUUUAGAAUUUUAUGAAGAUCUUAUUCAAAGAGAAUCACUUAUAUUUGCACAUUUUAUUACAACAUUUGAAAAUUCUGAACAUCAAUCUAUAACAACAUUAUAUAAAAUAAAAUAUGGAAUAAAUAUAAUAACAAUUUAUAUAAAACAACCAUUUCAUAUUUUACUUAUUGAAUUUUCGAAUCAUAAUUAUUAUUUAACUGUAUUAAGAGAAAUAUUUAUUCAAUCAGAAUAUAUUAAAACAAAAAUUCAAUUGAAUACUCGAUAUAAUUCAAUACAACAAAUAAUGAAUUCAACAUUUCAAACUUAUUCAUAUCUUCAUCGUAUUAAAUAUUAUCCAUAUUUUUGUCGACAAUAUAAAGAAUUAACGUGUUUUUAUGAUGAAAAUUAUAUGUGUCUAUGUGAUCUUGAUCGAUAUUCAAAUUGUUUUCUAUUUAAUCAUUCAAUAAUUUAUAAUUGUCAAGGUUAUAAUGAUUGUCAAAAUGAUGGUCAAUGUUUUCCAAAUAAUGCAACAUGUCCUAGUAUAUCAAUAUGUAUAUGUUCAGAUUGUUUUUAUGGUUCAAAAUGUCAAUUUACAACACGAGGUUUUGUUUUAUCUCUUGAUUAUAUUCUUGGUUAUCAUAUUAAACCAAAUAUAUCAUUUACUCAUCAAUCAUCAUUUAUCAAAGUUAGUGUUGCUAUUACAAUGAUUAUAUUUUUAUUUGGUAUAAUUAAUGGAAUUUUAUCAAUAUUAACAUUUCGUAUGAAAAAAACAAGAGAUGUAGGUACUGGUUUCUAUUUAUUAGUUUCGUCAUGGAUAUCAAUAUGUUUAGUAAUUGUAUUAUUAUUUAAAUUUUGGCAAUUAGUUUUAUUACAAAUGAGAAUUCUUACAAAUCGAUCAUUUUUUACUAUUAAUUGUAUUUUAUUGGAUGGAAUUAUUAGAAUUCUAUUAGCUACAACUGAUUGGCUUUAUGGAUUGAUUUCAAUGGAACGAGUUAUAGCUGCCAUUCAAGGUGUAAAAUUUAAUAAAACGAAAAGUAAAAAAAUGUUUCGAUGGAUAACAUUAAGCAUUGUCAUUUUAAUAAUUCUAACUCAUAUUCAUGAUCCUCUUCAUCGUCAUUUAAUUGAUGAUAUUGAUGUAAAUGAACAACGAAUUUGGUGUUUAGUUGGAUAUUCGAAUUCAAUUAGUACAUUGAUUUCAUUUAUUACACUCGUUCAUUUUCUUAUUCCUUUUUCAAUAAAUUUAAUCUGUACUAUAUUUAUGAUUUACUCUAUUGCUCGAUCUCGUUUUACUAUUCAACCAAAAUUAUCAUUUGCAGAGCAUUUUAAAUUACAAUUGAAACAACAUAAACAUCGUCUUAUUGCAUCAUUUAUAUUAGUAUUAUUAGCAUUACCUCGAUUGAUUAUUUCAUUUAUAAAUGGAUGUAUGAAAUUACCACGUAACUCAUGGUUAUAUCUAUUUGCUUAUUUAAUUUCAUUUUUUCCAUCAAUAAUAACAUUUAUUAUCUAUGUAUUACCAUCGAAAUUGUACAAAAAUGAAUUUAAUACCUCUAUUCAGCAAGCAAUACGACGAUUUCGUCACACAUUACUUUUAAGAAACAGCUAG
Messenger RNA from Rotaria sp. Silwood2, 4059 nucleotides. NCBI's taxonomy places the organism in Eukaryota, Metazoa, Rotifera, Eurotatoria, Philodinida, Philodinidae. The record is from the annotation of a GenBank genome assembly.